AUGGCCGCCCGGCGCUUCCCGGCCUGCCCCGCGCCCCGACGGGAGGGGCCCCGCCGGCGCCGCCCCUGGCUUGCCCGCGCGCGCAGGACCGCCCCGCCUGCCCGCCCGCCCGCCCGCCAGCUGGGAAGCCGUUGGGGGGGGACGGCGCUCCUGUGCGGGGCGGGCCGCGAAACGGAGAUCCGCGCUGUCUCCGCUGCGGGAGUCGUCGUCUGCCCGUCCGCCCGCCCGCUCGCUCUGCCUUCCGUGAAGCCGGCGGGGAGGAGCGCGAAAGUCGCCCCCUUCGCCAUGGCUGCCCCGCUGCCGGCUAAGUUCCAGUUCGCCAUCGACCGCGGCGGCACCUUCACCGACGUCUUCGCCCGCUGCCCCGACGGGAAGAUCCGCGUGAUGAAGCUCCUCUCCGAGGACCCGGCCAACUACCGCGACGCGCCCACCGAGGGCAUCCGCCGCAUCCUGCAAGAGGAGUGUGGGGUCCCCUUCCCCAAAGACCAGCCCCUCAAGACCACCUGCAUCGAGUGGAUCCGAAUGGGCACCACGGUGGCCACCAAUGCCCUUCUGGAGCGGAAGGGCGAGCGCUUCGCCCUGCUGAUCACCAAGGGCUUCCGGGACCUGCUCUACAUCGGCAACCAGGCGCGGCCCAGCAUUUUUGACCUGACAGACCCAGCCCUGAAGCCCGCUCUCCCCACGGGCCUCCUGCCCUCUCUCCCCCAGGAGGUCCGAAUGCCAGAGGUCCUGUACGAGGCGGUGGUGGAGGUGGACGAGCGCCUGGUGGUCCAUCGGGACGGCUGCCCGCUCUUUGAUUCCGGGCAGUGCGUAACAGGCGUGACAGGGGAAUCGUUGGUGGUGAAACAGCCUGUGAACCUCCUUGCCCUGCGAGCGGAGCUGGAGGCGCUGCUGGCACGGGGCAUCCGCGGUCUGGCCGUGGUCCUGCUGCACUCCUACCUGUGGCCCGGUCACGAGCAGCAGGUGGGCGCCCUGGCCCGGGAGCUGGGCUUCCAGCAGAUCUCGCUGUCCUCCGAGGUGAUGCCCAUGGUGCGCGUGGUGCCCCGUGGCUACACAGCCUGCAUAGAUGCCUACCUGACCCCCUGCAUCCUCCGCUACCUGCAGAGCUUCCGGGAUGGCUUUGCUUCACAGCUCCAGGGUGUGCCGGUUGCAUUCAUGCGUUCAGACGGUGGCUUGACUCCGAUGGAGACUUUCAGCGGCUCUCGGGCCAUCCUCUCGGGCCCUGCUGGCGGAGUUGUGGGCUAUGCGGUUACCAGCUACCACCGUGCGGAAGGGCGUCCAGUCAUCGGCUUCGACAUGGGCGGGACCUCCACUGAUGUGAGCCGCUACGCCGGAGAGUACGAGCAUGUCUUUGAGGCCACUACUGCCGGCAUCAGCAUCCAGGUGCCGCAGUUGGACAUCAACACGGUGGCUGCCGGAGGGGGCUCCCGCCUCUUCUUCAGGUCUGGGCUCUUCGUGGUGGGCCCCGAGUCGGCAGGGGCAUUCCCCGGCCCCGCCUGCUACAGGAAGGGGGGGCCAUUGACUGUGACGGAUGCCAACCUGUGCCUGGGCCGCCUCCUGCCCAGCCACUUCCCUCACAUUUUUGGGCCUGACGAGAAGCAGCCGCUCUCACACAAGGCCUCUCUGCAGGCCUUCCAGGCCCUGACGGAUGAGGUUAAGGCCUCUGGGGAAGCCCGGCCUGACCUCAGCGUUGAGGAGGUGGCCAUGGGCUUCAUCCUGGUGGCCAAUGAAGCCAUGUGCAGGCCCAUUCGGGCGCUGACGCAGGCCCGGGGCCAUGACACCUCUCGCCACAUCCUGGCUUGCUUUGGAGGGGCCGGCGGCCAGCAUGCCUCCGCCAUCGCCCGGGCACUGGGCAUGAGCACUGUCUUCAUCCACAAGCACAGUGGGGUCCUGUCGGCCUAUGGUAUGGCCCUGGCAGACAUCGUCCAUGAAGCCCAGGAGCCGUGCUCACUGGUGUACGAGCCAGCCUCCUUCGCCCAGCUGGACCUGCGGAUGGCUGCCCUGGAGAAGACGUGUGUGCAUGCCUUGGAGGCCCAGGGUUUUGCCAGGUCCCAGAUCACCACCGAGGCCUUCUUGCACCUGCGCUACCAACGGACAGACUGCGCCCUCAUGUGCUCGGCCAAGGGCUACCCGGCCCAAGCCGGCACCUGCAGCCACGGAGACUUUGGCGCGGCCUUUGCCAAUAGGUAUCAGCAGGAAUUCGGCUUCACCAUCCCCAAGCGCGCCAUUCUGGUGGACGACGUGCGGGUGAGGGGCACGGCCUGCUCUGGGAUGGGCCAGGAAGAGCCUCAGCCGGUCUGUGAAGAGCCCCCCAACCUGGAAAUGAUGACCCGCUGUUACUUUGAGGGGGGCUACCAGGACACCCCUGUCUACCUGCUGGAGAACCUCUUCCAUGGCCACUCCAUCCCUGGCCCCAGCAUCCUGAUGGAUAAGAACAGCACCAUCCUGGUGGAGCCUGGCUGCACGGCCUCUGUGACAGCCCUGGGGGACAUCUGCAUCGCAGUGGGCUCCGGGGCCUUCUGUCCAAUUGGGCCUGAGCUUGACCCCGUCCAGCUGUCUAUCUUCUCCCACCGCUUCAUGAGCAUUGCAGAGCAGAUGGGGCGAGUCCUGCAACGCACAGCCAUCUCCACCAACAUCAAGGAGCGGCUGGACUUCUCCUGCGCCCUCUUCGGGCCCGACGGGGGGCUGGUCUCCAAUGCCCCCCACAUCCCCGUCCACCUAGGCGCCAUGCAGGAGACGGUGCAAUUCCAGAUCCAGCACCUGGGCCCCGACCUUCGCAAGGGGGACGUAAUCCUGAGCAACCACCCCUGUGCUGGGGGCAGCCACCUGCCCGACCUAACGGUCAUCACCCCAGUCUUCUGGGAGAAGGAGCCCAAGGCAAUCUUCUUCGUGGCCAGCCGGGGUCACCAUGCCGACAUUGGGGGGAUCACCCCGGGCUCCAUGCCCCCGCACUCCCACUCCCUCCAGGAGGAGGGGGCCAUCUUUAUCUCUUUCAAGCUGGUGAAGGAGGGUAUCUUCCAAGAGGAAGCCAUCACCACAGCCCUGCUGGCCCCUGGACAAUGGCCCGGCAGCAGCGGCACCCGCAACCUCCACGACAACCUGUCGGACCUGCGCGCCCAGGUGGCCGCCAAUCAGAGGGGGAUCCAAUUGGUGAACGAGCUGAUUGGGCAAUACGGGUUGGGCGUGGUGCAGGCAUACAUGGGCCACAUUCAGGCUAACGCGGAGGUCGCCGUUCAAACGAUGCUGAGGAAGUUUGCCACACGUCAUGGACAUGUGGACCGACCCCUGCAGGUGGAGGCCAAGGACUUCAUGGACGAUGGCACCCCAAUUUGUCUCCGGGUGACCGUGGACCCACAGGAGAGCACUGCAGUGUUUGACUUCACGGGGACUGGCCAGGAGGUGUAUGGGAACUGGAACGCCCCCCGUGCCAUCACCCUCUCCGCCCUGAUCUACUGCUUGCGCUGCAUGGUGGGCGAGGACAUCCCCCUCAACCAGGGUUGUCUGUCCCCCGUGCGCAUCGUGGUCCCCGAGAGCUCCAUCCUUCACCCCUCCCUGGAUGCUGGCGUGGUGGGGGGCAACGUGCUGACCUCCCAGAGAGUGGUAGAUGUCAUUUUCCGGGCGUUUGAAGUCUGUGCCGCCUCGCAGGGCUGUAUGAACAACGUCACCUUUGGGAACGAGCACAUCGGCUACUAUGAGACAGUGGCCGGAGGGGCCGGGGCGGGGCCUCACUGGCAUGGCCGCAGCGGGGUGCACAGCCACAUGACCAACACCCGCAUCACUGAUCCGGAGAUCCUGGAAAAACGACCUCUGCCGUUCCCCCCUGUUGAUCACCCAACUCGGAGUUCUUACCCCAAGGCAAGCGGCUGGUAUCCAGUGGUCCUGCGAACAUUCCAGCUGGCACCAAACACAGGGGGGGCUGGGCUGUUCCGGGGAGGGUCCGGCGUCCGGCGAGAGCUGCAGUUCCGGGAGGAGAUGGUCCUGUCCGUGCUGAGCGAACGUCGGGCUUUCCAGCCUUAUGGGCUGCAAGGUGGUGAUCCCGGAUCUCCAGGCCUGAAUUUGCUGAUCCAACACAACGGACGGACCAUGAACCUGGGUGGAAAGAUGUCUGUGGAAGUGCACCCUGGGGACGUCUUCUGCCUGCAGAGCCCAGGUGGAGGGGGCUUCGGACGGCACCCCCAACGCUUGGCCAAAGGGUCUGAGGAGACCAGGCACCGGGCCCAGCUGUUGAGGGAACGGGGCAGUUUCUACUACUACAGCCGGUCACAGGAGAUGAUUGAUGGUCCCUGAACCAGGGAAGGGCGGGCACUGGCUGAGUGAGGGUGGGGUAUCUUGCCCGAAAGGACAGAAUGGAAAGAUUGGAGAAGGUGGCAGGGCAGUUUCAUUUCUCACCGCAAGGGGGCAGCAGAGACCAGCUUUCUUCCUUUCUGUCUGUAUUGGGAUGGGGGUGAAGUAGAGAUUUGCUCCCAGUCUGACCCCUAAAUGCUGUUUCUGCUAGUGGGGCUGCCCCCUGCCCACCUCUUUUCUGCUUGCACUCCUGGAGCCCAGAGGAGGGGGGCUGCUUUGCUCACUUUUCUCGGCUGCUGCAGAUGCCACUUGCUCAGAGCGCCCCUUCCUGCCUCCAGGCCGGUGGGUGGUGGGAUGGAUGAAUGCCACCCAGGCCUCUCCCGGGGCAGAGGGGGCUGGGCAGAUGCAUAGCACAGCUUCACACGAAUAAAGUUAGAAUCUGCUUGGA
Ahaetulla prasina is the source of this 4732-nucleotide messenger RNA. It is a transcript of the gene OPLAH, whose product is annotated as 5-oxoprolinase, ATP-hydrolysing. Bases 1 to 4287 code for a protein of 1428 amino acids. Gene Ontology annotation, cellular component: cytosol. Gene Ontology annotation, molecular function: 5-oxoprolinase (ATP-hydrolyzing) activity. The record is from RefSeq and is a predicted model, not a curated record. Gene Ontology annotation, biological process: glutathione metabolic process. The transcript is spliced from 27 exons. NCBI's taxonomy places the organism in Eukaryota, Metazoa, Chordata, Lepidosauria, Squamata, Colubridae.